Molecule: messenger RNA, 2055 nt
Organism: Trypanosoma conorhini
Lineage: Eukaryota; Euglenozoa; Kinetoplastea; Trypanosomatida; Trypanosomatidae
Product: a44l protein-like protein
Exons: 1
Coding region: 1-2055 (684 amino acids)
Molecular function (GO): ATP binding; ATP hydrolysis activity
Source: RefSeq, a predicted model, not a curated record
AUGAUUCCGGGAGCUAUGCUGCCUUCUCAAGCGGAGGAGUAUGGUUUUACUGCAGGCGCGUUGUCCCCGCUGUCGUAUCUGCUGGAUCAACUCGGGACGGUUGUGGUGAUGCGAGAGGUGCUGCUGCUGGUGGUGCUGUUUGUCGGUGCUGCACUGCGUGUGCUGCUGCCUGAGGUUUUCGCGGCGGCAAAGGAGCGUUUUUGGCGUGGAUCGUGCGUUUAUGUGGAGCGGAGUGUUACGGUGCACCUCUCAACGCUUACGGUUGGUAUGAUUUCUAACCGUAAUGCUCUGUUGCAGAAUGCCAUCUUUUAUUUUCUCUACCAUAACUUUUGGCGAACUUCGCUGCCGAAGUCGGUGUGGGAGGAUAAGGUCUCGUUGCUGUUGUUGAUUGAUCCUUUGCGGAGUUCGUGGGAAGAGCGCUAUGAUUCUCCAUUUCGCAUGACUUUUUCUGAUGACUGCGAUGAUGUUUUUCGCGAGGAUGUGAACUGGCGUAGCCGCAAAGAGUUGGAGCGAUACGUGUUGGUGCGGGUGCCGACGGAUGGCUCGUGGGUCGCAGUCAGCGAGGACGGCGUUGAGUUGACGUAUGAUCGGAAGCGCGAGAACAAGGACGGUGUUGAGGGGGUGCGGCGCACCGUUCUCUUGCGAGCUUUAGGGGCCAGAGAUGCGGACGAACGGGUUAGGCGCUUUUUGGAUGCCGCGUUGGAGCACUACAUUCGCAUGCUGCCAACCGUCCUGAAUGACGGGCGAGUUCUUCUGCAGCUCCAGCGGCCCUCAGCCGACGGGGACGGCGAGGAUCAGAUGUACUUCAAGCGGUUUCCCCUUUCCCAGCACAAAACGUUCGACACCCUUUUUUUUCCAGAGAAGCGACAAGUCUUGAAGGUCUUGGAUGACUUUUUGGCGAGGAAGGGACGCUUUGCGACGGAGGGCUUCCCUGUGAAGCUUGGAUUUCUGCUGUACGGUCCCCCCGGCACGGGCAAGACGUCGUUUGUGAAGGCGCUCGCUGCGUACACACGACGUCACUUGGUUUCUGUCAAUUUGUCCUUUUUGGGGUCAAAUCAGGAACUGUGCGACAUCUUCCUCAGCCGUGAGUUUCGCUGCGUCGGGGAGUCCGAGCCCACGUACUUUGGCGCUGAGGACGUCGUCUUUCUCCUGGAUGACGUGGACGCGUCGAGCCCGCUGGUGCGUUCACGUGUGCGGAAAAGAUGUGUGCGGAAGUGUCGGGCAGCCACGCUGGAGGCCUCUGCCGAUGCCGCGGCAACUGCCUCCGCCGACGCAUCCGGCAACGAUGGAGAUAACGUCUUUGUUACCGUCGACCUCGACGACGAGGACAGCGCGGAGGACGGUAGGAGCAAAAGCACGGACGAAGUGAAAGAGGAUCAUGCUGGUGCUGGCUCAGCCUCUGGCCAGCACGCCCCUCUUGGUAACCGGCCGCUGCUUGAAGCGCUUGGUUCCCGCUCCCCCGCUGAUUCCUCCUCCGCCGCCGCCUUGGGGAGUAGGUCUCUCGAUAAAGAGAGGGCAGCCGAAAGUUCUUUGCUGAAGAUGUUGCAGUCGACCGAUGCGGCAAAUCUCUCGGGUUUGCUCAAUGUGCUUGAUGGCGCCGUCGACACCCCUGGCCGCAUUGUGGUCAUGGUCACAAGCCACCCUGAGAUGCUUGACCCGGCGCUGGUGAGACCUGGGCGUUUCAGCUUUAAACUGCGCCUCGACUACGUGCGGCUGCCCGCGUUGCUGGACAUGCUGGGAUUACACUUUGGGUCUACCCUUCUCGAUGAGGGCGACGAAGUAGAUGAGAAAACGACAGUAAGUUUGCUUGGGAGCGACACGUGUGUGAAGAAGCCGGUACCAUUACCCAGGCUUAGUGACGUUGAGGCGGAACAUGUGCGGCAGGUCAUCACCAUGCUUCAAGCGAAAAAUAGCCAUGGCGAGGGUGAUUCGGUGGGACUUACUAUCUCCCCCGCGGAGGUGGAGUCAUUGUGUACACUGUCUACCACAUUGGAUGAAUUUCUUGAGCUCUUAAAGUCGCGCUUCAACGGCGGUGAGAAGGGGACAAAAGAGUAG